Blumeria graminis f. sp. triticale is the source of this 1605-nucleotide messenger RNA. The record is from the annotation of a GenBank genome assembly. NCBI's taxonomy places the organism in Eukaryota, Fungi, Ascomycota, Leotiomycetes, Helotiales, Erysiphaceae.
AUGUGGUCAGUAUAUUUUGAGGGGAAAAAAUGGACUCCUCAAACAAAGUGUAUUUGGCAAUCAUAUAAAGAUUGGUUGAAAAUGUUCAAGGAGAAGUUUUUGAAAGGGAUUCCAGUCUCUGGGACGAGACCAACAACUGAAGUUUCUGCUGUUGGCAGAAAGACUAAACUGUUUCCACUGAAAGGACAUUACUGUCGUACAGUAGGACCAGGACAGUUGACUGGUUCGGAAAGGCCUCGGCAACUUGAUUUCCUAAUAAAAAGUAUUGACCUGCCUCUCAAUGCGGUUACUGACUGGACAGAAAACGGCGUGAUUGGUGAAUUUAGUGCGAAGCCAGUUGAAGAUGUAAGGAAAGAAAAGUUUGAACAACUUACCAGAUACGCGCGAGAGAUAUUCUGUUCGCAGCCGCUUCGUCGAUUUCUCCAUGGAUUCUGCUUGUAUGAAACAGACCUUGAACUGUGGUUGUUUGACCGCUCAGGCGCAUAUAGCACGGGCAUCAUAAGCAUCAGAGACAGCCAAGAGUACUUGGUGCGAGCAAUCUCCUCUUAUCUGCUCAUGAGCAAGAAUGAGCUUGGUUUUGAUCAAACCAUCAAGGAAAAGAAUGGAGUGUACUUUGUCCAGAUAAAGAAAGAGGGUUCCAAAAGCUCGAAAAAAUAUAAAAUUAAUCCUGUGCCCAUUAUCCGACCGAAGACAUUGGUGAAUUGUGGCACCACUUGCUUUGAAACGACAGACGAACUCAACAUUAUCAAGUGUUCGUGGAGCAGGGACCCAGGGGCCGCUGAAGUCAAACUUUUGAAAGAAGCAAGGGGGACAAAAGGCGUCGUGGACAUGGCUGGUAAAAAUAAGCACAUCUCCAAGGGCUCAGGGCCCCAAAAACCAACACUGAAACCAUUCAAAAGAGAUCGAAAUCUCACCAGAGUUGUUGUCACACCACGCGGCUAUCCCCUACACUGGAGUAGGACGAUUCUUGAGUUUCUAGUCGUAAUAAGAGACUCCAUUGUGGCUCAUCGGCGUCUUUAUAUUGAAAAAAAGAUUCUUCACUGCGACGUCUCCGAGGGAAAUGUCGUGCUAGUAAGACCAGAUGGGGAUAACAGCAUACGAGGGAUGUUGAUUGACCUUGAUCAUGCUGUCUCAUCCAAUGUUGAUACGAAAAAAGACGGCAAUAGUUUAUUGACAGGGACUGUGAAGUUCAUGGCGCUCGAGAGAUUAGACUGGGCUGUAACAAAAAACAAAACAAUUCAGUGCACGUAUCGUCAUGACCUAGAAUCGUUCUUCUACGUGUUCCUCGUCGGGUGCAUAGAGUUUGAACGCGAAGAUGACGCGGCGGAGAUAGAAGAAUUGCAAAAUUGGAGCUCCAACAGUAUAUUCACCAGCAAUGGCACGAAAGUCGCAUGUGUGACAGGAUUUCGCAGUCAUAUUUUGGACAUAUUCUCAACGAGUUUCUUUGACUUGAAGGAUCUAGCCAUAAAGUUACGAACAAUAUUGUUCGGGGAGUCCACAGUGGAAGUAGGCACACCUGAUGAUCCGAAUCCCAUGUAUGAAGGAAUGAUAGCGGCAUUCAGCAACACAAUAGAACAGAUUAGAGGUAAGAUAAAUCUUCCAUAA